Dicentrarchus labrax (European seabass) is the source of this 2505-nucleotide messenger RNA. Its product is annotated as tripartite motif-containing protein 16-like. NCBI's taxonomy places the organism in Eukaryota, Metazoa, Chordata, Actinopteri, Moronidae. Bases 219 to 1430 code for a protein of 403 amino acids. The record is from RefSeq and is a predicted model, not a curated record. Gene Ontology annotation, molecular function: protein binding. The transcript is spliced from 7 exons.
GAAUAGUUCUGCUUUUUUAAUUUACUGUAACAAGCUGUUUUCUGUAUCUUACUUCUUGAUGAUGCCAGCAAGAUUUUUAUCCGAGCAUCUACGUCUGCUUUUACUUUUCAGCCGUCAGUGGAGCAGUUAUUUAUCUAAAAGCUGCCCUUAACAUUGACAAGAACUCAACACUUUCCAACGGGACAUAAAUGAUCUUCUGAACAGGUGUGGGCUCUGCUAUGAAUCAGUGUGAGGACAGAGAGGAGGGAGUCCCUCCCUCUAAAAGCACUCUGUGUGGGGAACAUGACACAAGGACCAAAGCUCAGAGCCCAGAGCAGCAGAACACACCAGACUCUGCUGGACUUGAACCUGGACCUGAACCCAGCUGUGUGUCCAUUAAGAGUGACUGGUCUAUGGACACACCUAUGAAGUUCAAUGAUGGACUCUACUCUGCUAAUCAAUGGAUCCAGUGUCUUGUACCCACCUGUGUGUCCAUAAAGAGUGACAGAUCGAUGGAUCAACCAUUUUUCUUCAAAGAUAAGGAAAACUUGGCCAAGCGAUAUACCUGUUUUGAGCAGAGAGUUCAUCAAGACAAUUCAAAUGUUCCUAGUGGUCAGUUUGCCCAGCAGCAUCAAACAGAUCUGGAAUCCAUAUUUACGCUGCUUGAGGACAACAUUGUCAGGUUUGUGAAAAAUGAACUGAAGAGGUUUCAGAGGGUUUUGAGUCCAGUUGGCCCAGAAUCUUUGGAGAGUCAGAGGGAGGAUGAGGAGGUGUUGUACGGUGAGGAGGAAGAGCAGAGGAGGAGCAGCAAAGAGUCAUUUCUGAAGAUCACACUGCACUUCCUGAGGAGAAUGAAGCAGGAGGAGCUGGCUGACUGUCUGCAGAGCAUUGCUUGUGAACUCACACUGGACUCAGACACUGCCUACAGGAAGCUCAGACUGUCUGACGACAACAAGAACGUGACAACAGUGAGAGAGUAUCAGCCAUAUCCUGAUCAUCCAGAGAGGUUUGACUGCUUCUGUCAGCUGCUGUGUAGAAAUGGUCUUACUGGUCGCUGUUACUGGGAGGUCGAGUGGGAAGGAGCCGUUCAUAUAGCAGUGACUUACAGAGGAAUCAGAAGGAAAGGAAACAGUGCCGACUGCAGGUUUGGAAUAAAUAAUCAGUCCUGGACUCUAAGCUGCUCUGGUGGUGGUUACUCUGUCUGGCACAAUGACAGAGUAACAGACCUCCCUCGCCGCUCCUCCUCCUCCUCCUCCUCCUCCUCCGGUAGAGUAGCAGUGUAUGUGGACUGUCCUGCUGGCACUCUGUCCUUCUACAGAGUCUCCUCUGACACACUGAUCCACCUCCACACCUUCAACACCACAUUCACUGAACCUCUUUAUCCUGGGUUCGGGAUCGGGAUUGGGUUUGGCAUUCGGUCAUCUGGUUCUGUGUCUCUGUGUGAGCUGUAGGAGGACAAAUCUAGGAUUUUUGCCUAUAUCUGAUAUUCAGACACCAACAAUUUCUUUCAUCUAAUGGAAUAGAAAACACUUUUCCUGUUUUAAACAUCUAUAUGUGUUCCUUUUUUAUAUCUGUCAAGUGGCCCUCACUUUUGUGAGGUUUGACCUGCAGUUACCCCCCUCUUGAAAAGGCAGCUUGCUUCCUGAAGAUUUUCCAACUGGAUUUCACUCAAGGACAAAGCUCAUCAUUCUUUCUUUUCUUUCUUUAUUUGAAAUUUGCCAAUGCCAAAAGCAGGUGAAAAACCUUAGACACAAACACAAACAGUCUUUAAGAAAAUGUAGAAACCAUAAAUCUCCAUAAUCCAAACUCAAAUACUUAUUUUUUUACCUACUAGAAAGGAAUCUCAAAAAUAGGUAAUAAACCAACAUUUAAAAGUACCCAAAAAUAAAUUAGACACAUUUUAAAGUACUGUUAAAUGACAAUUUUAACUUAAUGAUCUUUAGCAGCUUUUACAGCUUUUGAAUACACAUAAAUCACAUUUAUCAAAAUUACUUUUUUAAGGUACACCACAUUUCUUAACUCUUAUAUAAAUUAUAUCAUUUUAACUUUCACUUAAAUCACAUGACUUCUUAAUACAUCAUAUUUUAACCUAAAAUUACUAAAUGAAAGCUCACCGGCUCCUUCUUCAGUCCUGCAGUCUCUUUCCUCCAGGUCAGUCUCUAACCAUUUGUCACACUGCUUCCUCCCACCAUGCCGCAAGUGAAAUGACUCCAAACUCCCCUGAUCACCAAAUACCUGGUGCACACUCAGUCCGCUGCCCUCAGGCUGGGAGACACACUUGAAGUACUCAGGCAGAGAGGGGCGCGGCCUGCAGCUCAACUUAACAAUAUUAAUUAUGUAUAUUUGUUCUUGUAUUACAUUUAAUGUUGUCAGUAAAUUACAUCAUAUUCCUGUUACUCCUGCAGAAGCUCUUUCAUAAGGACAAAAUCAUGAUGAGAGAAUUUGAAACAACAUAUCAGAUGUACAUCAUAUGUUCAGUUUGUUUGUUUUUGCAUAAUAUAAUAAAAUAAUUAUUUUGUAUUUGAA